Molecule: messenger RNA, 1077 nt
Organism: Mesorhabditis spiculigera
Lineage: Eukaryota; Metazoa; Nematoda; Chromadorea; Rhabditida; Rhabditidae
Source: the annotation of a GenBank genome assembly
AUGGAGAUGCUCGGGCUCGCCGGCCCGUGGACCUACUUCACCAUCAAGUACAAGGUGGACGACGAGUGGUACACCCGCCCCAUCAACGAUCACCACAUCGACGCGAUCAAUAUCGCCCCAUCCGCCUUUGGAACCGACAAGGUCAUCGAGCAACUGCCGAAGAUCUUCAAGGAGGACAUCCCAAUCCUUGCCAAGGAGAUUGGCCAAACCGUCGACCCGUCCGACAUGGCCCUCAAGUUCGAGCGGUUCAAGGCCGAGCUGAGCCAGUUCUUCGUGAUGAUGGACGACCCGGAGAAGAGCCAGAUUGCGCGCGAGGUGCAGGUGCUCUACACGUUCCACAAGCUGCAGCCGAGGAUCUUUGAUGGGGAACUCAUCGAGAACAUCCGCGUCAGCCUCAAGGAGGUCAUCCAGGAGAACAAGUGGAUCGAGCCGGCCAGCAAGGAGGGACUUUUGAAAAAGGUGGACACCCUGAAAGUAUACCUCGGGGCCCCCUACGAACUCUACACCGAGGAGCAGGUCUACUCGCAUUAUAAGAAGGCCGACUCGGCCAAGCCCUACCAGCUUGGCGUCAAUGCCUUCAACGACCAGGGCAAGCGUUUGGACAUCGACGAGAAGCUGCUCACCGGCAACGACAAGGAGGAAUUCCACGCGAAGGCUCAAUGCCUCGUCGAUCAGUUCGGGAAUACGGUGGCCGAGGCUGAUGGUGCGAGCGUCAAGCUCAACGGCAGCGGCGUGAUCAACGAGGUCAUGUCGGACAAUCUCGCGCUCCGUGCUUCCUACCGGGCGUUCCGCAAGGAGCUAGCCCGCCGCUCCAACGACCACGACAAGUACGCGCUGCCCGGACUCGCCGAGUACACCCCCGACCAGAUCUUCUAUCUCGCCAUGGCAAAUCCUUGGUGCGGCUCGUACACGCAGAAGGGGCUCGAACUCCGCCAGGACCAGCCCCACCCACCGAAUAUGGUUCGCGUCACCGGGGCCAUUAAAAACUCGGAGGAAUUCGCCAACGCGUUCAAGUGCAAGAUAGACUCGCCGAUGAACCCGGCGAAGAAGUGCCGCGUGUGGCGCUACAAGAAGCAG